Solanum dulcamara is the source of this 778-nucleotide messenger RNA. Its product is annotated as constitutive photomorphogenesis protein 10-like. Gene Ontology annotation, biological process: protein polyubiquitination. Gene Ontology annotation, cellular component: nucleus. NCBI's taxonomy places the organism in Eukaryota, Viridiplantae, Streptophyta, Magnoliopsida, Solanales, Solanaceae. Bases 11 to 631 code for a protein of 206 amino acids. The record is from RefSeq and is a predicted model, not a curated record. Gene Ontology annotation, molecular function: ubiquitin conjugating enzyme activity. The transcript has 4 exons.
ACGACGUCGUAUGAGAGCAAGCAGAAUCAGGAAAAGCCUUUCCACUUGGGAUAAGCUGAAAGAUUAUCUUUCUAGCAGGGAAAACAAAAUGUACAGCGGAGCUCCGUCCGGCGGAAUAGGAAUUAGCGGCGGCGUCGGAAGAGGAAGAGGAGGAGGAAGAACAUGGCCUUCGACGACGUCAGUAUCGUCAUCAGGGAAGAGAAUACAGAAGGAAAUGACAGAAUUAAGUAUGGAACCACCACCAGAUUGUGCAGCUGGACCUAAAGGAGAUAAUCUUUACCAUUGGGUUGCUACACUCUUUGGUCCACAUGGAACACCUUAUGAGGGUGGAAUAUUUUUUCUUGACAUAACCUUUCCUUCUGAUUAUCCAUUUAAACCUCCAAAGGUUGUAUUCAAAACUCGCAUAUAUCAUUGUAAUGUAGAUCCUUCCGGCAAUGUUAGCUUGGACAUCCUAACAGAGAACUGGAGUCCAGCGUUAACAAUCUCAAAGGUGCUACUUGCUCUGAGAUCAAUGUUCACUAAUCCUGAAACCUAUAAGCCGGUUGUUCCUGGUAUUGCACACUUAUACUUGGGAGAUAAAGCCAAACAUGAUGAAAUAGCUGCACAGUGGACACUGAGAUUUGCAAGGUGAAAGAAGAACGUGAUGUGGAACUUUUUUAACAAGUUCAGGUCAGCCACUGCUUAGUUUGAAGUUUAACAAACAAAGAAGAACUGUUGUAAACGAUAUUUAAACUUACAACCUGUAUAUAAUUCAUAUAAAUAAAUUCGACUUCUGUUA